This is a messenger RNA of Ceratotherium simum simum (southern white rhinoceros), 2440 nucleotides long. NCBI's taxonomy places the organism in Eukaryota, Metazoa, Chordata, Mammalia, Perissodactyla, Rhinocerotidae. The record is from RefSeq and is a predicted model, not a curated record.
CUGUGUUAGUACUGGCAAUCUAAUGUUGAGCAAAUGCAGACAUCAUCCCUGCUCGGAUGGAGUUUCCAGUGUAGAAUAAAUUUGAGUUAUUUCUAGAUGUUCCCCCAAACUAAAGUUACUGUUUGGUUAGUGGUAUAUGGAAUACUUGUGAACUCUUACUUGGGUUACUAGAUGAUGCUUUCCCUAUCCUAGUAAUUUUGUGACCUAGUAAAAUGCCACGGCUUUUGUUGUAGCUCCCAAAGCACACAUAUUAAAAUUUCUUGUCUUUCAGUCAAAAUUUGGUAAACUUUCUAAGUUUGCUUAGUUAUCUCCAUAUGUCCUGUUACAACAUUGUACUUUUAAAGAAAGCAAGAGCCAUAUAAUAAAACUACUGCUUCAAUUAUGUUCUGCAAAGAUUUCAUCCUUCCAUUAUCUGAAUUGUUGGGAUUUUUCUUUUUUGUUUUAGAUAUCAGCUUCUCUGCACAGACUUGUUAGCUAUCUCUGUAAGAAGGAAGAAUCAUGGAAUUUUCUGUAAGGCCAAUAAAACAUUUGGAAGCUUCACGCUUAUUUGAUAGGGAUGCGUAACACACAUUUUUAAGCUUUGGUGUUGAUAAUUAUUAAAGUGAAAAGAACUCUCAGUAUUUCUAGCCCUUUGUCUAAUCUGAAGGCAAGUUCACUUCUAGGCAAUACAUACAAAGAUGUGGGUAGUUAAAUCCAAAUAAAAAUGUUUGAGAUGGCCCUAAGCAUUCCAUGACUGAUUACAGAAUCAACUUACAUAUUUUUGUUUUCAGCCAUUACUAAAGUGGGAUAUUUACAAUUACAUGUUUACAAUGAAAUAUAUUUGUGGGGGCAACCAAAUUUGUUUUCUACGCUAUUUAAAAUGUACAAAUCUAUAGCAUAUCUUUUGUCAAAAACCAAUCGUAGGUAUACACCUAGAUAAUGAAAGUAACAUUUCUCUUUUGCAUUAAUUUUGUAUUUCUGAUUCAUUUAUAGAAAUUUAUUCUAAAGAAAUAAAUUAUUAGGUCAAAGGGUAUUAAUAUUUUAAAGCUCUUGAAGCAUAGAUUUGUGUGGCCUUCUGGAAAAAUUAUGCCGUGACCACUAAAAGUAUGUGAAAACAUCCCAUUUCAUCAAAUGAUCUUUGCCAGUAAAUGACAUUUAAUUGUCUCAAUUUGCAUUUUUAUUCAUUACUGAUAUGGUUUAAUUUUAAUCACAUCUAUUGGGCGUUUGUUGUUUUACUUUUUUGUGUGUUUGUGAAUCAUGUUCAUGUCAAAAGUUGCUUUUCAAUUUUUCAGAGGCAUCAAAUAAUGUCAUCUGAAAUGUUGCCAGCAGUUAUUGAGACUUCUAAUGCUGAAAGAAAGCAAGACUUAAGUGAUCAAGAGGAGAGCCGGAAGCCAAGAUUAGGGGAAGGGUUGGAACCAGUAUCUAAACGACAAAUGAAGAAGCUAAUCAAACAGAAGCAGUGGGAAGAGCAACGAGAACUCCGAAAACAAAAGCGGAAGGAAAAACGCAAGAGAAAGCAAUUAGAGCGGCAAGGUCAACUGGAAUCAAACUUAGAUGGAAAUGACAGAAAACGUAUUCGAAGAGGUGUUGUUCACAGUACGCUCCGCCUUAUCAUUGACUGCAGUUUUGACAGCCUGAUGGUAUUAAAGGACAUUAAGAAGCUUCAUAAGCAGAUUCAGCGCUGUUAUGCAGAAAAUCGACGAGCACUGCAUCCUGUGCAGUUUUACUUGACAAGCCAUGGAGGCCAGUUGAAAAAGAACAUGGAUGAAAAUGACAAAGGAUGGGUCAACUGGAAGGAUAUCCACAUCAAACCAGAUCAUUAUAGUGAAUUCAUAAAGAAAGAAGACCUGAUUUAUCUUACAUCAGACUCACCUAAUGUACUGAAGGAAUUAGAUGAAUCAAAGGCCUAUGUGAUUGGAGGAUUGGUAGAUCACAACCAUCACAAGGGACUCACCUAUAAGGAAGCAUCAAAUCAUGGAAUUGAUCAUGCACAGCUUCCCCUUGGAAAUUUUGUGAAGAUGAAUAGUAGAAAAGUUUUGGCAGUUAAUCAUGUGUUUGAAAUUAUUCUGGAAUACCUGGAAACAAGAGACUGGCAAGAAGCAUUUUUUACUAUCUUACCCCAACGGAAAGGAGCUGUUCCCACAGACAAAGCCUGUGAAAGUUCUUCAUGUAACAAGAAAUCCGCCAGAGUUGAAGGUGGAUUGGACAGUGAUUCCAGUGAGGAGGAAGAUAGCAGAAAUGAACUAGAUUCACCACGUGAGGAAAAAAAACAGGAUGAAGAAAACAGCACUGAAUCUGUAGUCAGCUCUGUACCACACUAAUGUCAUCUGGGGUUUUUUUUUUUUUUUUCUUUCAAUUUAGGGAAAAAUUAGGAGAAAAUGAGGUGCUUCAUAGAAUAUUCGAAUUGGAAGAAAAUUUCAUUUUCUCUUAUUUCUGCUGUGAAUUUUUAAAACUUUUUUUU